Messenger RNA from Diuraphis noxia (Russian wheat aphid), 536 nucleotides. RefSeq names its product gustatory and odorant receptor 21a-like. Gene Ontology annotation, biological process: sensory perception of taste. Gene Ontology annotation, cellular component: membrane. NCBI's taxonomy places the organism in Eukaryota, Metazoa, Arthropoda, Insecta, Hemiptera, Aphididae. The record is from RefSeq and is a predicted model, not a curated record.
CAAGUCGAACAGCGGCAAAGGUGUCGAAGGGCGCGUGUCCCGCUUCAUCGAACUUUGGCGAAAACUUUCAGGCAUGUCCAGCRGGCUGAUGGAAACCGGUCGAGGUCAGUACGAAUUCAAUUUCGCUGUACAGUCGGUGAUCGUCGUACAAGCUCUAUACGGUAUCGUCGCCUUGUACAUCGGUCGACAUCACUCAAUUUUACAUUACAACGUAUACUAUCCAACCGCCGUAUGGUCAAUUUUAAAUCUGGUUGUUCUGUGCGAGGCUGCGUAUUCGGUCACUAAUCAAGUGGGAUUCAAAACUAAUAUAGCAAUACAAUCAAUGGAUUGUAAUAGAUUCAGUUUAGAAACUCAAGAGGAGAUUUUCACGGCUUUGAAAACUAUCCAAUCCAACACACCUAUAAUAACUGUAAGUGGCUACUUCACCAUGGACCGAUCAUACAUACUGAGCUAUCUCGGAGUAGCUGUGUCAUAUAUCAUUGUUCUGGCACAAUUUAAAAUUGGUACUUCUUAAUAGAUUACAUCCGGAAAAUACC